UUUUAUCGGUUGGGAAAUUUUCACAUUAAUCCCAGAUUUCUCAAAAUUGUCCAUUCACUCCUUAGUCUAAACAGAUUUUCUCUAUGUCUAACUAAAAAGUCUUAUUGAAGCGGUUGCAGAGAGCCGUAGGCGAGCAAUGGCGUGGCUCUUUCAGCCUUCCCACUCUUUGCUCUCGCUUCUUCUCUUUCUUCUCUUCCCCCAUUCCCUCGCGUCCUCGAAGAAGCAGUCCGCGGCUGCUCGAAAGGACGACAUCCCCUUCAUUAAGUGCCAGGUUUGUGAGAAGAUCGCCCAUCAAAUCAUCCAUCAGGUGAAGCAAAAGGAGGCUCAGAUUUCGCCAAAAGAGAUAUCGGGGUUCCAGAUCAUUGAAAUAGCUGAGAAUAUUUGUAAUUUGAAGAAGGAUGAGUCGGAUUGGAUUCUCCAGAUUGAUCUCGUUGAGAAAGGCUAUAAGUUGGAGGAUAGAAUUGCUGGAGAAGCCUUUAUUGCCAAGUCCUCUAAAGAAGCUGAAAUGGAUAAGAUUUUGAGAUCUAUGGAGGGCAUGCCAGCCGCACCGGGAAUGAAAAUGUACUCGCGGGGAGAUUUGAUGAGUGGUAAUUUUGGUAGUGGUGAUGAAAAUGAUGACGAGGAAGACGAAGAAGAUAACUUCUCUGAGAAAUUGGGAAACAUUGUGAAGAGUAAAAACCCUCCCCAGCAGGACUAUAGACACAAGAUUUUGCUAGGUAUCACAGGGACUGUGUUAAAGAGGCAUAUAAACAUAGUAUAUGGAAACAUGCAAAGAGCUGGUGGAGAAAGUUUACAAAAGGUGCAAGUCCAGCAAAAGAAAAGAACAAAAUUGAUCUCUGAGUCUGCAAGAACCAUUUUUACGCGGUAAGUUCUGAGAUCAGAAAGUUUGCUCGAACUGAAUGCUGCGAUGUACCGGUACAAGAACAGUUAGGCAUUUUUGUUUCCUUCUAUUUCUAUCGAAAAGAAUAUUUAGAAUAAAGAGUUUUAGACAAUUUUAGAUAUGUAUCCCAAAACCUUGCCCCUCAAUGUCAAAGUGAGGUGGACGAUGCUUCAAAAGUUUUAAUCCCUCUCCAGAUUUUGUGUUAUUGCUGAUGAAACAAAUGUCUAGUUUGUAAUAAUUGACCAAUUUA
Molecule: messenger RNA, 1130 nt
Organism: Zingiber officinale
Lineage: Eukaryota; Viridiplantae; Streptophyta; Magnoliopsida; Zingiberales; Zingiberaceae
Exons: 5
Coding region: 137-868 (243 amino acids)
Source: RefSeq, a predicted model, not a curated record